Molecule: messenger RNA, 3589 nt
Organism: Myxocyprinus asiaticus (Chinese sucker)
Lineage: Eukaryota; Metazoa; Chordata; Actinopteri; Cypriniformes; Catostomidae
Product: protein phosphatase 1 regulatory subunit 14B-like
Exons: 4
Coding region: 291-614 (107 amino acids)
Biological process (GO): regulation of phosphorylation
Cellular component (GO): cytoplasm
Molecular function (GO): protein serine/threonine phosphatase inhibitor activity
Source: RefSeq, a predicted model, not a curated record
CUAAAACACGUCUUUCAUUACAGCAGACAGGGAGCGCAGAGAAGAGAGAGAGAUAGAGAGACAGUCAGAGAGAGAGGGAAGCAGUGUUAGUUGAGCGCAGACACGAGACAUGAGCUGAACGAGGCAGCUGGACAGAUAGAACACAACAAUGAGUCACAAACACACUGCAGUAUAAAGAGAAAGACGUCAAGAGGGACUGAGACCAAAGGACAUAGUGCGAGAGACACACAGAAAGACAUAGAGAAAGAGAGAGACAUCUCUUGGACUUCUCCCCGUCUGCUGUGGUAGGCAUGGCGUCGGAACCGGGCACGCAGUCCAGAGUGAUGUUUCAGACCAAAGAGGAGGAGCCUGCCCAACGCAAACUGGGCAAACUAACGGUCAAAUACAACCGCAAAGACCUGCAGAGGAGACUGGACAUUGAGGAGUGGAUAGACGGACAGCUGCACCUGCUGUAUGACUGUGAGGAGGAGGAGAUUCCAGAGUUGGAGAUCGACAUCGAUGAACUUCUAGAGCUCACAGAUACAGAACAGAGAUCUAGACUGCAGGAGCUUUUGCAAGAAUGUGGAAAGCCAAAGGAGCCACUUUCACAAAUGAAGCACAUUAGAUUGCAGUAAAACUGCUGACUGCCUUUUCUGGUAAAUGCACCACGUCUACUAUGCACACAUGCGACGAGUUUCCAUCUUUUAUCUGUUUUGCUCACUUAAACUCUGUGAUGUCAUUUGCAGGAAAUGACCUUUGCACUGUCAAUCUGAUCAACUUGCUUUUGGUUCUGUGUUUACCUUGUUCCCAAAGGAGGCUAGUUAUUUUAUCAUAAGAAACAGAAUCACUUACCGUUCCUGUAAGCUGAUGAAAAAUGUCUUGAUCCGCUCGGAUGAGGAAGUGCUUUAGUCUGUCCGAUGUAACUUUUUUUCUUCACUCCCGAGGCAUUAAAUGGCAUGGAGUAAUUGCAUCAUCCGGCAGACUGUGAUGAAGCGUUCCGCCUUAUUUAGCUGUAUAAAUCUAGCAAACAUAUUUAUAUUUUGGAUUUUUUAAUUAUUUAGUGUAAAUGUAUAACACUAUGCUAAGGGUUAUAUUACCCUGGAAUUAAUUACAAAAAACUAGGGCUGUCAAUCAAUUAAAUUUUUUUUAUUAAUUACAUGACAUGCCAAUUAAUCGAAUUAAGUGCAAUUAUCAGUUUAGUAUAUCAAUAAAUAUGUAAAUGCAUAUAAAUAUUAAUAAAACAGCAAAGUUACAAUAAUUAUAUAUAUAUAUAUAUACACACACACACACACACACACACACACACAGUAUCAGUAUAUACACUGCCUGGUCAAAAAAACAACAACUUUUGCAUACUCUAAUAUUUCGUUGGACCGCCUUCCUUCCUUCUUAGAAAAGACAAGAAAACAAUAUGUAAUAUGUUAAUGUUAAUAUGUUAUAUUAACAUUUUCCAAACAAAGUAUUCCACAAAAAUGAAGACAGAAAUGCAUUAAAAAUAGCACCAAUUUAAAUAACAUUAAAUGUUUUCAAGUGGGAGGUUAAAGGUGCUAUAUGUAAUAUAUUUACUGUACUAAAACAUCAAAUUAUCAUAAUAUGUUAUCAGAGAUUUAGGAAACGUGCUAAGUUGAAAUACUGGCUUCUCCGAAAACUAUGCUACAGCCAGUAUAUUCUAUUUUGAAAUGUCCGUUCCGGGCCGGAAUUUCUGUUUGUGUUUUGGCAUGUGUGAUCCCGCCCACUGCCCAUUUCCCAAUAGUAUUUAGACACCCCGGGUUGCCAGAUUUAAAGCAAGUUAGCGGGCAAACACAGCGCGCUGCAGCCAUGGAAGCCAGCAAUACAUCUAGCUAACAUUGACUGAGUUAUAAAAAAUCCACAUGAGCUGGUUUAUAAUGUGCAAACAAUAAAAUCAUUGCAAACAUAUACAUUAGCUGAUCAGCUUACAGUGUAAGGCUAGUCACUAGUCAUUGUCAGUUUGCUCGUACCUGUUGCGUGUCCUCAACCUGGCAACCCGCGUGAGCUUCGAGUCUGGGGAGGAGGGGGCAGGGGAGACAACUCUCUCCAAUAUUUUGAAUUUGGACUGCAGAACAAAUAUUAAUAAUGUUACAUAUUGCUCCUUUAAUUAACUUAUUAAAUUAGGGGCAGUGGUGGUUCAGUGGUCAAGGCUCUGGGUUACUACCCUGAAGGUUGGGGGUUCAAGCCCCAGCACCACCAAGAUGCCACUAUUGGGCCCUUGAGCAUGGCCCUUGACCCUGGCACCAUAUCAUGGCUGACCCUGCACCUGGACCCCAGCUUAUCUGGGAUAUGUGAAAACAAAUAAAUUUCACUGUGUAUAUAUGCAAAACAUGUAUGUAUAAUGUGUGACCAAAAUAAAGGCUUUUAUUCUAUAACUGGAAAAACUAGGUUAAGUAUUUAUUGCAAUGGGCAUUAAAUCUCUUAAACCCUCAUCCUAUACAAUAUUAAUCAUGGCUGUCCACUUUGCUACAGCAAUCGUGAAGCCUCAUUCGCAUGAUUCACGCCGUUUUUGUUUUUUUUUGGGGGGUGAUUUUUUCCCCUUUUUCUCCCAAUUUGGAAUGCCCAAUUCCCAAUGCACUCUAAGUCCUCAUGGUGGUGUAGUGAUUCACCUCAGUCUGGGUGGCGGAGGACAAAUCCCAGUUGCCUCCGCAUCUGAGACAGUCAACCCGCGCAUCUUAUCACGUGGCUUGUUGAGCGUGUUGCCACGGAGACAUAGCGCGUGUGGAGGCUUCACGCCAUCCACCGCAGCAACCACGCUCAAUUCACCACGCGCCCCACCGAGAACAAACCACAUUAUAGCGACCACGAGGAGGUUACCCCAUGUGACUCUACCCUCCCUAGCAACCGGGCCAAUUUGGUUGCUUAGGAGACCUGGCUGGAGUCACUCAGCACGCCCUGGGUUUCGAACUAGCGAACUAGCGAACUCCAGGGGUGGUAGCCAGCAUAUUUUACCACUGAGCUACCCAGGCCCCCAAUUCAUGCCGUUUUUAACUGCACACUAAAAGCACUUGCAGAGAACGACUUGCUUUUAGCACUGGUGCUGCGAAGGUAAAUGAUGCUUUAUCCAAACUGUCUGGUGAGACGGAAGCGCAACACGGCGCCAGGGAGAUGCUGAUGCUUCACUCAAGCGAGUCAUGUGAAUGCAGUUUUCACAGGUCCCAUCUGGGUUUGUUUUGUGCAAAAAAAUUAAAAAUAAUACAGUUAAGAGGCCCAUCUCUUGAUCACUGAAUCACAGUUUCCAACAAUUCAGUACAGUCUUACUGUACUGUACUCCAUAUAUAUAUAUAUAUAUACACACACACACAAUAUAUUCAGAUUGAAAUAUAUUGCAUUACUGUACAUUUAUCUGCAAAAAGUCUCACAUAUGACAUUCAUAUACUGUGUUUAUUUGGAGUCCACUAGCAACCCUAAUCCAGUAGCAGAAUAUGCAAAUCUUGUGACUUUUGCAAAACAAGGUUUAUCAUGUGAGGAAUUUUACACCUGAAGUGGAAUGUUCUAGCAGAAACACAUUUUCCUGUAGUUUUAGACCUACUACUACCUGAUUCAUGCUUUAUAUUCUGAUUAUUAUGAAAGAAACCUCCCCCAAAUCUUCUAAAAUCUU